GUUUACCUGCUUUGUCAGCCGACUCCCUGCAGUUUUUUCUGUGAUUCUCGUCUCAUACUGCCACAAACCUUGGACUUUGGCCGCGGCUUUGGUUUGCUCCAAGGUCUUUAUCAGCAAUUCUAUCUUGCAAAGGCGUUGUUAUUAUAAAUUUUAUUCCCCCUUACUGCUGCCAGGGGCUCUCGGGGACUUUGAACGGGAGAACACAGAGUCCAUAGUUUUUUCCUCUGAUUUUUUUCUUACUUCCUCCAGCGAACAAGGAAAGAUGACGUUAAAGUCCAAUAAAAACGAAGCUGCUGUCAUUCUGGAGCCUGUCAGCAGUGUUCGCUCAGCUCUCUCCGACCUCUACCUGGAGCAGCUUCUUCAAAACAAACCAAAGUCUGACAAGGGAGCUAUGCAAGCCCAGGAGAAUAAAGGAGCUGCGGAUUAUGCCAACGGCGGCGCUGGACACAUGAACGGCACGGAGUCGUCAAGAAUGAGAGAAGUGGCAUUCGAAAAGAACCCAUCAGAACCAAUGGGGGUCACGCUGAAGCUGAACGAGAAACAAAGGUGCACAGUGGCGAGAAUAUUACAUGGAGGCAUGAUUCACAGACAAGGCUCUUUACACGAAGGGGAUGAAAUAACAGAAAUCAAUGGGAAAACUGUAACAAACCAAAGCGUUGACCAGCUCCAGAAAAUUCUGAAAGAAACCAGCGGUGUUGUAACAAUGAAGAUCAUUCCCAAUCUGCAGAGUCACUCCAAAGCCUGUGAGAUGUACAUGAGGGCUCAGUUUGCCUAUGACCCCAUGAAAGAUGACCUCAUUCCAUGUAAAGAGGCAGGUCUGAAGUUUCAGACUGGGGACAUCAUUCAGAUCAUCAACAAGCAGGACCCGAACUGGUGGCAGGGGAGAGUGGAGAGCGGCACUGCUGACUUUGCAGGACUGAUUCCAUCUCCGGAGCUCCAGGAAUGGAGAGUGGCAAGUAAGAGCAAAGCCAGAGAAAGCAAUCAGUCGUGCAGUCCAUUUGGAAAGAAAAAGAAGUGCAAAGACAAGUACCUGGCUAAACACAGCUCCAUUUUUGAUCAACUGGAUGUCAUUUCCUAUGAGGAGGUUGUGCGUCUUCCUGCUUUCACAAGAAAAACACUCAUUCUCAUCGGAGCACCUGGUGUCGGAAGGAGACACAUCAAACAUGCCCUGCUGACUAAAUAUCCAGAGAAGUUUUCCUAUCCUGCACCACACACCACCAGACCCCCACGUAAGGAUGAGGAGAACGGACAGGAGUAUUAUUUCAUCUCCAACGAAACCAUGACUAAAUGCAUCUCUGAGAAUGAACUGCUGGAGUAUGGCAGCUUUCAGGGAAACAUGUUUGGCACCAAAAUUGAAACUAUCCAGAAGAUCCACGAGCAGGGCAAAAUUGCCGUUUUGGAUGUGGAGCCACAGACACUGAAAGUUUUGAGGACUGCUGAUUUUGCUCCCCUCGUGGUCUUUGUUGCUCCCACCAACACAGCUUCUCAGACGGAAAACCUGCAAAUGAUCCAGAAAGAGUCUGAGGCCAUUCAGGUCACAUACGGACACUACUUUGAUGUAGUCCUCGUGAACAAUGACGUUGAUGAAAGUGUCAAAGGUGUAGAGGAGGCCCUGGAGCGAGCCAGCUCCACCCCACAGUGGGUGCCAAUAUCAUGGGUGUACUGACAGCCACGUGUCUCACCUGCCGUACUUAAUGUUUAAUGAAAAGCAGUGCAAUAUCACUCUUAUUUCAAACAAAAACCUCCUCAGAUGUCCCAGAUGUGUUUGAGUUUUUCUAAGUAAACGGUCACUGAGAUUUUUAUUUUGCAAGUGAACCUAAAAGCAAUAUGUGCAAAAUUGUAUUUUAGAGAGUUGAGAACCUCAGUAAGACGUGCUUGAUCAGGGUGUUUGUGUGUAUGUGCUUUAAGUCUUCGGGGAUUGUAUUGGUGCUGCGCAGAUGCACAAUAGGACCACAACUGUGAAUAAAAUCCUAAAUUUUAAAGAACAGGAUUUUCCCGUGUAAAACACUGAUUUUUGGAUUGAUGGACUUCUUAUUAAUUGAGCUUAUUGGAAUGUGCCAUGAAACACAUACUUUGAAAAUUGUUCCGUAACAUCAUAGAAUUAUAAUGUCACUCAGUCACAGCCUUUUCUAAUUGGAAAACCGUAACCGCACUUUUAACAGAAAAUAAAUUUAUCUGCUCUGUCACA
This is a messenger RNA of Cynoglossus semilaevis (tongue sole), 2188 nucleotides long. It is a transcript of the gene mpp1, whose product is annotated as MAGUK p55 scaffold protein 1. Gene Ontology annotation, molecular function: protein binding. Bases 263 to 1666 code for a protein of 467 amino acids. NCBI's taxonomy places the organism in Eukaryota, Metazoa, Chordata, Actinopteri, Pleuronectiformes, Cynoglossidae. The record is from RefSeq and is a predicted model, not a curated record. The transcript is spliced from 12 exons.